AUGCAUGACAGCGAUGCCGAUUCUACUCUCGGAGACGACGUAGCAUCAGAUACGGAGUCGCUUCGCUCCAGCAUAUUAGACUAUGAGUACGAAAAUGGGAGGAGAUACCAUGCGUACCAUUCUGGAUCCUAUUGGGGACCUAAUGACGAGAAAGCAAAUUGGCAUUCGGAUCUAGGACACCAUAUAUACAAGCUUCUCCUUCGGGGACACCUCUUCUUUGCUCCUAUACCGAAAGACGUGCAUCGCGUUAUUGACAUUGGAACUGGGACUGGAAUAUGGGCCAUAGAAUUCGCCGACGAUUACCCGUCAGCAACAGUCAUUGGCACCGACCUUUCGCCGAUCCAACCGCCUCUAGUUCCCCCUAACUUGUCGUUUGAAAUCGACGACUGUUGUGACGAAUGGUUGCAUACACCCGACACCUUUGACUUUGUUCAUGUACGUGGGCUCUAUGGCUGCGUGGCGGACUGGGAUGAAUUCUAUCAUCAAGCAUUAAAGCACAUCCGCCCAGGUGGCUAUAUCGAGCAAGUUGAGAGGGGGGUUUGCCCCAAGUCUGAUGAUCACUCCACAGACGGUACCAUUAUGGAACGAUGGGGGCACGUCUCCCUCGAAGCGGGCGAUGCAUUUGGGAAAACACUGCGCGUUAUCAACGAAGCAAAACCAAAAAUCUUGAAGGCCGGAUUCGAAGAUGUCGUCGAGCAUCGAUUUAAAUGCCCUAUCGGCGACUGGCCUGAAGAUCCUAGGCUCAAGGAGCUAGGGAAGGUGAAUAGAGUGUACUGGGAAGAAGGAAUUGAGGACUGGACAACAAUGCUAUUGACCAGGGUGCUGAAGUGGACCCCUGAGCAGGUGAAGGAGUACCAAGACCAGGCAAGAAAAGGCCUGCGGAAUCCUUCGAUCCACUCAUAUGAUGAAAUGUAA
Messenger RNA from Ophidiomyces ophidiicola, 915 nucleotides. RefSeq lists its product as uncharacterized. Gene Ontology annotation, molecular function: methyltransferase activity. Lineage: Eukaryota; Fungi; Ascomycota; Eurotiomycetes; Onygenales; Onygenaceae. Bases 1 to 915 code for a protein of 304 amino acids. The transcript has 9 exons. The record is from RefSeq and is a predicted model, not a curated record.